AAGAGCAGCCAUGGCAUUUAGACUCAGAUCCUACUUCACUGUCCUUCUGCUAAUUAUUCUCCUCUUUGAGACAUCUUCAUGCGGCCUGCUUCAAAGUUCUGAAGGUGGAACUCAACAAUAUCCCUACAUGAUGGCCAAGCAUGUGCACAUGAGAAGGGCUUUGCAAGAGUUCAUUCAAGAUUAUGAGAAUGGAGGACCGAAUCCCAAACAUGACCCUAAGAAAGGCAAGCCAGGUGGCAAGGGUCCCUAACUUUGAUCACCUACCCCUCUAAUUUCUGUAUCGUCGUAGGAACCCAUCUUUCAUGUCUAUGUAGCAAAGUCCUGGUUAAGUUAUGAUAAAUAUUAAGACUUUUUAACGGACGCUUUAUGGAACGACAGAAAUAAUGUAAAACAGGGGUUGUCCAUGAGAGGAGAUGCUUCCAAGUUAACGUCUCUCUAUAACGUAUAGAACCGGAUUAUUAAAU
This is a messenger RNA of Zingiber officinale, 464 nucleotides long. RefSeq lists its product as uncharacterized. NCBI's taxonomy places the organism in Eukaryota, Viridiplantae, Streptophyta, Magnoliopsida, Zingiberales, Zingiberaceae. Bases 11 to 250 code for a protein of 79 amino acids. The record is from RefSeq and is a predicted model, not a curated record. The transcript has 3 exons.